AUUAGACUUACGGCCCAUUUUCGAAAUUCCGAUCUUCCGCCUCACACAACACUUGCAACGAUUCCGGAAAGUCCAGUUCUUAGGGUUUGCUGCACUUUGCACAAAGUCCUGAAAUUUUCUUCCCCGGCGUAUAAUUCAUCGGUGAAAUCUCCUAAUUUGCUUGUAAUUUUCUUAUCUCUAGUGAAUCUCAAGCUGAUGCAUUGAAUUUCUUGCCUCCAAUCUCGUCUCUCCGAUGUCCGGCUCUUGUAAGAAUUGCCACAGCAGGUCCAUCUUCCGUGACGAUGUUUCCGGAAACCAGAUUUGCUCCUCCUGCGGAAUUGUUCAGGAAUUUGACAAUUAUGACGCUCAGCUUGGCGGUAUCAAUGGUCCACAGGGCACAUUCGUCCGCGUUGGAACAUCAGGUUCGGGCAGCGUUUUGAAUUAUAAGGACAAGAAGAUCUAUGAGGCUCAAAAAGUUAUUGAAGAUAUUACGUUUAGGUUAGGAUUUUCUGCUUCUAAAUCCAAUGAUGUUAGGAUUUUAGUAUCGACGAUUACAGAGGGCGAGUAUGGAUUAGGUGAUUGGUUCCCAAUUCUCGUUGGUGCUUGUGCGUACGUUUCUAUGCGCAAGGAUAGUCGGCCAUUAUCAAUGUCAGAAGUUGCAUCUGCCGUCGAAUGUGAUCUUCAUGAACUUGGCAGAAUGGUUAUGAGAGUUGUUGAAUUUUUGGAUUUGAGAGGGUCUGAGUUUCCGGUGUUUGAUAUUGUGGGGUCAUUAGAGCGGGCCGCUAGGAACUCACCUUCUUUCUCAAGAUUAGAAGCUGAUAUUCUUGAGAGAAUUGUUAAGCAAGGAAUUUUUUUGCUACAAUGUGCUAUGAAAUGGUUUCUGACAACUGGGCGGCAACCGCUACCAAUGGUGGCUGCGGUGUUAGUUCUGGUGUCGAAAUUGAAUGAGGUUGAUGUUAGUAUUGAGAAUGUAGGAAUGGAGGUUCAUGCGAACGUUUCAACAUGUAAAAAGAGGUAUAGGGAACUUCUGGAGGCACUUGUGGAAGUUGGAAAAAAGUUGCCUUGGGGAAAAGAUAUCACGACAAAGAAUAUUGUAAAGAAUGCUCCUUUUGUGAUUCAAUAUAUGGAAUUGAAAUCAAUGUCAAAGGCCAGUGGUAAGGGGAAGGACUUGGAGAAUGUGGAGAUUGAUUUGCAGUCUGCAGUGAGUGAGUGUUUAAGAAAAGAGCUUGAGUAUGAGAGUGAGGUUUAUAAUUUAGAAGACGAUUCUCAGUAUUUUGAGUUACAACGCAGUAGAUGGCAGGAUGAAUCGAAUCGUGAUAAUGGGAACAGGCUCAAUAUUUCACAUGAAUGUUUAUCCUUAAUUUAUAAUAAAUUUUUAGAUGAAAUGGCUGAGCUCAGGUCGUCGGGUGGUAUUAAUGAGGUCUAUGGUACAAAGCAGGGAAGAAAAACUGGUUUUUACUCAAGUACAGAGUGGUGGGAGGGGAAAUCAGAAUUAAGCAAAAAGCUUCUAUUGCAGCAAUUAUUGGAGACUGAUAUAGGGUCGCAGGGUAUCCCACCAUCAUUUGUUUCGAGUUGCAAUGCAUACGAAAGGAGGAAGGAGAAAGUAAAUGCUGCUAAGAAGCGAAUCCAGAGGAUUAUGCACCCUUCAACUGCUCCAGCUGAUGAUGUAAAUAUUAAGAAGAAAAGAAAGCGUAAGGGAGCUGAUGUUAUAGAAUGGGAAGAUAUAAUAAUUGAAACCCUUCUUCUCCAUGGAGUACAGGAGGAGGAAAUUGAGAAGGGCCAUUACAAGGUCUUGUUGGACUUGUACGUCUUCACUUCUUCAACUUUUUAGACGUUUUUUUUCCAUAUGGAGACAAUACUGAAAGUGUAUAGGAAGGUACAGGCAAAGAUCUGAAUAUCUGAGAAAUAAGAUGUAGAAUUUUCAGCACAAAGAGAAGUUAUUUCUGGUUGAUAUUGUUGAUUGAUAAAGAUUUUGGAUGUUCAUUUAUGAAUUCAGUCGGAACUUGAGUUAAAAUUUGUAAACAAUUCUUGGAAUUCUGGCUGGCAAUACAGAUGAUGAAUUGACUAGAAAGCAACUCCUAUUUGUUUCAAAUUGUUGUCUUGUUUUGUUCUGGAACUACAUAAAAUGGUCUAUUCGAAUUACGUCAA
Molecule: messenger RNA, 2127 nt
Organism: Cucumis sativus (cucumber)
Lineage: Eukaryota; Viridiplantae; Streptophyta; Magnoliopsida; Cucurbitales; Cucurbitaceae
Product: plant-specific TFIIB-related protein PTF2
Exons: 1
Coding region: 233-1810 (525 amino acids)
Biological process (GO): DNA-templated transcription initiation; transcription preinitiation complex assembly; transcription by RNA polymerase III
Cellular component (GO): nucleus; transcription factor TFIIIB complex; transcription preinitiation complex
Molecular function (GO): RNA polymerase III general transcription initiation factor activity; RNA polymerase III type 3 promoter sequence-specific DNA binding
Source: RefSeq, a predicted model, not a curated record